CAGUUCAGUUCGUGCCCGGCCGUCGAGCGCGUCGGUUGUACCGUGCCGCCAGCCCCGCGUUCUUACGAGACAAACAUCUUUUGUACCCAAACCAGUGCUGUGGAUUUCAUGACCUGUGCAGUGUGAGAUUGUGCUGAUUCGUAUUGUGAUGUUACGUGUACGUUAUGCUCUAGUGUUGGAUUUCUCUUGAAAACUGUGCGACGGGUCCGCCUAGCCGUCGGACGGCUCUCGAUCUCGGGAUAUCAUUAAGAUGAGCCCACACCAAGAUGCGGCGAUUUGACAUCACAAAUGCACGUCACUAACUUCGGCACAAAGCCAAGACCAACUAUGAUUUGGAACGACACAGAACCACUAGAAAAGACUAUAACAAACAAAAGUAAAAACCUACAAGAUAUCAAAUCGUUACUGGAAGACAGAGGAGGUGAAGAGAGAGAUGUGUUUAGCAAUAAUAGUGAAUUAGACAAUAAUAGGUUUGGGGAAACGGUUAGUUGUAGCAAUAAUGUGUGGGAGAGGUAUCGAAGAGGCUGGUGCUUUAGGUUUAAAACAAUUGUGUUUGUGUUGUGUCUGAUGCUGCUUAUGGAUAGACUGCCGGCUGAAGCGAGGAGUGCAGAACCUCGGUACGAAACAGCGUAUGCGUGCGAAGGCAAAACCUUGAAGAUUGGCUGCGGGGAAGGCUCAGUCAUCCACCUCAUCAGAGCCAACUACGGCAGAUUCUCCAUCACCAUCUGUAACGACCAUGGGAACACCGACUGGAGCGUCAACUGCAUGUCUACGAGGAGCUUACGGGUUUUACAUAGCAGAUGUAGUAUGCACCAAAACUGCAGUAUACUGGCGAGCACGAGCAUGUUCGGCGACCCAUGCCCCAACACGCUCAAGUAUCUGGAAGCGCAUUACCAAUGCGUACCUGCAUCAACGACAAGCACGACCAACCGGCCAUCCCCACCCUGGCUGAUCACGUCGCAGCCCACGGUAUGGCGGUCCACAGUCCCACCAGCGCCGAAGAAUCCGGUCCAAACCCAACAGAACGAACGGAAGAAGCCAACGGUCAUCACACCACCGACGUUCAGGCCUCAUAUUACUUUGCCACCGGAGGUGAAGCUGGGAGAUGUAGCGUCUAAGAAGACCACGACCCGGCAACCGGACUCGUCGUCAGAACGGGAGCCGCAGCAGUCCCCCAAGGAGACACCAGAGGUCCAGGAGGAGGUCCCGAAGGUCGUGGAGCCGGAGAACAGGCCGAGAAACGACAAGCCCAGCAAGGAUAAGGAAGAGGAUGUAGUGACAGAAGAAAAUCGUCAAUGGCCGGUCAACGAAAAUUCCGACUCUACGCCGGCGGUUCACGUUCCUCCGAAAGAGAACUCUGCGCCGGACACAGACCUUGAUGAUCAGUUCGGAAAAAGAUAUUCCACGAGCGCAACACCCAAUCUAGGCAGAAGGUCUUACUGUCCCCAAGUCAGCGCCCGCGGGUUACAUUGGAACUGGACGCUAGCCGGCACUUACGCCGUCCAACCUUGCCCUGGGGGCGCCACUGGACUCGCGAGGUGGAAAUGUACCGUACCCCCUCACCAUUCUGAGGAAGAGCGUCCGAGGCGGCGCGGAGCUAGUUUGCCGUCCGGAGAGAACUAUCACGACUUAGGCUUGGAGCCUAAUGACAGGCUUCAGCUGAUGAAGAGACUCGGCUCAGAGUCGCUUCUUAAAGGAAGAGAUGGAGAUUCCCCUGAACACAUGAUCGACUACCGCGGUAACCUGCCGGACGCGCAAGCAUCCAGUCUGAACCUAGACUCCCUUGGAACCUUGAUGACCAGCGCUGAAGGAUACUCGGACGCGAUACCAGAAUGGCACGGCCCUACGCCCGACCUGAGCGAGUGCCGGUCCGUCUGGCUGAACAGCCUCGAGGCCCGAGUCAGGGAGGGAGAAUCCCUGCUCAGCAUCAGCAAUGACUUGGCGCAGGUGACGUCAUCGAAGACGCUAUACGGCGGAGAUAUGCUGACAACCACCAGCAUCAUGAAGAAGCUGGCACAGCGCAUGUCGCAGAACGUUCAGACAUUCCCGGACCCCAAGCAGAGAGAGGCCAUCGUUACCGACAUGCUACUGGGGGUUAUUAAGACUGGAUCAAACCUUUUGGAAGAAAGUCAGCGGUCAUCCUGGGCGGACCUGAGCGCCGACGCUCAGAACCGAGUCGCAAGCGCACUGCUCACACAGCUGGAAGAAAACGCAUUCCUAUUGGCUGACGCCGUCACCAAAGAGAAGACUAUACUGCAGAUCGUUAAGAAUAUCUGUCUCUCCGUGCGAGUUCUAGAAGUAAAGAACGUGGAAGAUGAGACGUUUCCAUCGGUCAUCGCGCAGGAGCAGUGGAAAGCCUCUGAGGAUACCAUCACCAUACCCAAAGCUGCUUUACUAGACAACCGCCAAAACGACCUAGUCCGCAUAGUGUUCUUCGCUUUCGACCGGCUAGAAGAGAUCCUGCCGCCCACCUUCGGUGUGAAGACUGCACCGUACAGCAGCUUCCUCUCCGAUGCGUCUGCUUCGACUGCCACCAGUAUGAACUCUGAACGGGAGAAGAGGAAUGUUACCAGGGUUUUGAACUCUAAGGUCAUAUCAGCCAGCCUUGGCAAUGGUCGUCACAUCCAGCUAUCUCAAAUGGUGCGACUAACCAUGAAACAUCUGAGGACUGAAAACGUCACGAAUCCUGCCUGCGUUUUCUGGGACUACACGUUGCAUGGCUGGUCCCCGGAAGGCUGCCACGUAGAGUGGACCAACACGACGCACACCGGCUGCGCCUGCUCGCAUCUCACCAACUUCGCGAUCCUCAUGGAUGUCCACGGCGUUUCGAUCGGCGCCAAGCAUGAGAUGGCCUUGAGACUCCUUACUUUCAUCGGCUGUGCUAUCUCUGCUGUGGCUUUACUGGCCGCUAUUAUUGUAUUCCAGUGCUUUAGAAAUAUGAAGUCGGACCGAGUGCUAAUCCACAAGAACCUCUGCGCUUGUCUCCUCAUUGCGGAAGUGGUGUUUAUGUGUGGCAUAGACCAGACGCAAGACCGAGUGUUAUGUGGCAUCAUAGCUGGCUUACUCCACUACUUCUUCUUAGCUGCCUUCGCUUGGAUGUUUCUAGAAGGCUUCCACCUAUACGCAAUGCUAGUGGAAGUAUUUGAACCGGAGCGGCCACGUGCGCGCUGGUACAUGGCGGGCGCGUACCUGGCACCAGCUCUGGUGGUGCUGGCCUCUGCCGCGGCCUUCCCUGCCGGCUACGGCACGCCGCAGCACUGCUGGCUCUCCACUGACAGACUCUUCGUGAUGAGCUUUGUUGGUCCUGUGGCUUUGGUGCUCACGGCCAACUGGAUAUGCUUGAGCAUGGUGAUUUACAUGAUGUGCCAUCAUUCCACCGUCUCCAUCAAGGCGAAAGAAAACUCCAAGCUGUACAAAAUCAGGGUAUGGCUGAACAGCUCCCUAGUCCUGGCCUUCCUGCUGGGGCUGACUUGGACCUUCGGUCUUCUGUACCUGAACGAGCAGACGGUGGGCGUGGCCUACGCGUUCACGAUCCUGAACUCGCUGCAGGGGUUGUUCAUCUUCAUCUUCCACUGCUUGCAGAAUGAAAUUUUCCAGAAGGAGUGCGCGCGGCUCGGGCGCCGGCACCCCUGGCUGUCGUGCUGCCUCGCGCUGGCGCCGCCGCCGCCCACCGCCUCCACCCACCACGUGGACACGCGCCAGGGCAGCGUCAAGAGCCGCCGCUACCACCAGAGCGCCGCCGCCGACAGCGAGGACGCCGUCGACCCCCGGGACGUCACGAGCUACAACCUCCAGCCGGAAUCAGCGCGCUGGGCGGUGCGCCCCUCCGCCCCCGUAUACGUCCCGAGCGAGGAGCCCCGCGCCCCGCGCGCCUCCACGCCUCUCGCUCUCCCGCACUCGGCGUCCCACUCGCACAGCAUCGCCUCCAUGCAUAGCUACCGGCACAUGGAGCCGAACGAUUACCAGAACCUUCGGUCGCGGUCGCCAUCUUGUUUUUCCAACAAGAUGGCCGCGUCCGUCGGGAACGAAUGGCAGAACGGGAGCAUGUGGAAGAACACUUCUUCUAAGCACCACCCAAGCGGAACGUCGACUCUGCCUCACCACGACACGCUGUCGCGGCAGCUGGCCGCGCAGAACCACCUCCACUCCCCCUACAACGACUGCGACGGCGCCCUCCACCCGCCCCCCUCCCCCCGCCACAAGGACGAGGACAGCCCCCUCCACCACCAGGGCUACAACACCACCCGGAGCUACAACCACGACUUCAGAAACCCACACGUCUACAUGUCCCAGCACUCCCCCGGCAGCCAGGAAAUGAUCUUCCGCAAGCAUUACAAGGACGAGAACAGACGCAAGCACCAUCAUCACCACGGCAGCCAGAACAUCAACCAUACCUAUUCAGAAAUAGCUUCUCAACAAGGAAGAAUAUACAGACGCGGAUCCGAGCAAGAGUUCCGCGUCAUCCAAGAUGAUCCCGUUUAUGAAGAAAUCGAAAGGAACGAGACUCUAAUGUCAGACGUGUCCGAUGAUAAUUCCGGGCCGGACAACUGCAGACAAAAUCCGGGCCACCACGGCUCUUCGAGUUCCAAGUUCUACGGGGACCACCGGCCUCUGAUCUCAUACAGCCCGGGAGAAAGGCAUCACCACGACCAGGAGCAUUAUGCGAAGUAUGGCAAAUGGGAUACAAUAGAGCGGGCGUACGAUCCGAGACACGCGUAUGAGAGCGGAAGGCUGAUGCAUCCGGCUUAUCAUCAGCCACAAGAGAAUAAUAUGAGGGCUCUGGCAGCGGUUCUGAAUGGAGAAAACAAUGUUGUCUGCCAUUUGGAGCCACACAAUUCCUACGACGUUUACCAACCGCAACAAGGCAAUCCCAGGACUGUCUCCCAACCAAGUUUCUAAGGACUAUGUUGAAAAACCCAGUGAUCGAACGAAAAGAUUGGAACUGACUGUGUCAAUCUCGGACGUAAGUUUCAGUGUUAGUGAUAGACUCUGAGUGAGUGUACAGAUAUAGCGGGUGAUUUUUUCUAUGGACGUAGUAUAGAGAAAAAUCUAGCGCAUAAAUAGCGUUUAUGUAGGAACUUGCCAUAAUGCGGACUUUAAAAUAACAUAUAUUUAUAGACGGUUAGAUUGUAAACGUAACUUUAAAUCACUUUUUCCACUGUGAUCCUAUUUAAAGAUAACGGCUCAAGUUCAGUGUUACGACCAUAUUUUCUUUAUGGCGGGUUUAAAUAGCAAUUUUGUAUAUACGACUCUUAGCGUUUAGUGCUAGGCUCUUAGUACUUCCAGUGUGUCCUUAAUAUUUCUAUCUGUCGACUUUCCUUUACCAAUCAUGGCAUUUCAUUAAGUACGUUUGCGAGAUUUGUGUAGGUACGAAAAUCUGUGAUGUUUCCUUUUUUUUACGCUUUAGAUUAGGGCUCGCUGUCUCGAAUAAUAUGUAAAAUUCACUGCCAUAACUUAUUAUUAGUAUGGUUUUAACUUAUUUUUGUGACAUAUAAUUUUAAUAAUUAAGUUUUCCUCCGGCAGAUAUUAAUUGUACGUGCUGCAGCUUUGUAUGUUUUGUUUUUCGAAAAUAUUUCAAAAAAUCCAUCCAACCUAUUAUAGACUGACACCACCUCGAUGUUGUGCACUUUUCUGUACAUUAGAACUUAGUGUUAAAAUACUUAAAAAUAACAAUAAAAUAUAUUAUUUCUACAUAAGUAGAUUUAAUUUUAAUGCCAUGAAUGAAACUGUUAAUUUUUACCGUAAAACUAAAUGUUAAGGAAUUGUUUCAUAGAAUUGAUACAAGUACAAUAAUGUAACUAAAUGUACUCUUGAUUUCUUGUAUAUUUUGGAUCGAUUAAGCAAUAUAUUAGACUGAAGUAUUUAAUAAAUAUUUGGCCAUUUUUUAAUACUGUUUAACAACGUAAUUAUAGUAAUUGUAACAUUUAUAUCAUUUUAGCGAGGCCAAAAUUUAUAAAAUACUUUUUAUGGGAAAAUACGAAAGAGUGGGAUGUAUUAUUUUUUGUAUUCGGUUAUAUACUAGUCCACCUUCGCCCACUCUUAAAUACACGACUUGUACAUUUCGUCAUGUGUAUUUCUGUUAUAUUUUUUGUUUUGAUUGUAUUUUAAUAACGUUGACGAGUAUAUUAAUGUAAAGUAGGAAAAACAAAAAUGUGUAAAUAAUUUAAAGUUUAUAUAAUAAAGAGUGGUUGUUCUCAGAGGAUAUCCACAAGGGAAAUUA
Cydia fagiglandana is the source of this 6220-nucleotide messenger RNA. RefSeq names its product latrophilin Cirl (gene Cirl). The record is from RefSeq and is a predicted model, not a curated record. The coding region runs from base 289 to 4899 and encodes 1536 amino acids. The transcript is spliced from 24 exons. Gene Ontology annotation, cellular component: plasma membrane. Gene Ontology annotation, biological process: adenylate cyclase-activating G protein-coupled receptor signaling pathway; cell surface receptor signaling pathway. Lineage: Eukaryota; Metazoa; Arthropoda; Insecta; Lepidoptera; Tortricidae. Gene Ontology annotation, molecular function: G protein-coupled receptor activity; carbohydrate binding.